CUGCCUCCUUGAACUGACAACAGCUCUGACAGUGCCUUGUGCCUCUCACCAGGCCCCUUGGAACAGAGACACCCCCAGCCACCCAAACCCUGACGGCGGGCCCCUUGUCCAUGGUCCCGUGGCCCUCUGUGUCCUGACAUGCCAGGCAGCAGCAGUACACGCGUAGCCCCAGCAGCCCAGCCAUGGAGCAGCAAGUCUGGAUACUGAGGGGCUUCCUGGCUCAAGUGGAGAGCAAGGAGGCUGAGGAGGAGGAAGCGGAGAGUGGCUUCACAGGGGAGUUCUCAAGGCUCAAACGCCAGUCCACCAAGUACCGCACUGACAAAACCUACCCCACCAAAGUAGCGGAGAAGCAGGAGAACGUGAAGAAGAACCGAUACAAGGACAUUGUUCCCUUUGACCACAGCAGAGUGAAGCUGUCCCUUACCACCUCUAAGAAUGACAAUGACUACAUCAAUGCCAGCUUCAUCAAGGGAGUGUCAGGGGCCAGGGCCUACAUUGCCACUCAGGGCCCUCUGCCCCACACCGUGCUGGACUUCUGGAGGAUGCUCUGGGAGUACAACAUAGAGGUCAUAGUGAUGGCUUGCAGGGAGUAUGAGAUGGGCAGGAAAAAGUGUGAGCGCUACUGGCCGGAGAAACAAGAGGAGCCAUUUGUUUGUGACCCAUUUACUAUUUACUGCGACUCAGAGGAAAGUAAAGGGGACUAUGUGAGCAGAAACUUGAGGGUGACCUACCGUAAUUGGUGCCGGACCCUGAGACAGCUGCACUAUAUCAACUGGCCCGACCAUGGGGUCCCUGACACCAUCCCUCCCAUCCUGGAGCUGCUGCAAGAGAUGCGAUCCUACCAGGCCCAUGGGGAUGUGCCCAUCUGCAUACACUGCAGUGCUGGCUGUGGAAGAACAGGAGCACUGUGUGCCAUCGACUACACCUGGAACCUGGUGAAAACACAGCUGCUCAAAGAAGACUUCAGCAUCUAUGACCUGGUUCAGGACAUGAGAACACAGAGGCCUUCUGUGGUUCAGACCAAGGAACAGUACGAGCUGGUGUACAGAACCAUCAAGUUCCUGUUGGAGAAGUAUCUGCAGUCCAUUGCACCAGCACAGGAUUCCUGCACAGAGGAGGUGCCAGCGGCCCCCUCACCCCCUACAGCCAGUGACAGUGAGCUCUCUGACCUCAGCGAGGCGUCUGAAGCUGAACAGGAACCAGAACCUGAGCCACAGCAUCAAAUGGAACCACAGACAGAGCACAGAGAGAGAAAUGCCUCCAUAUUGUGUUGCAGGCACCCAGAUAGGGAGGAGCCUGAUGGGAUAUCCAAUCACGUCUUACCAGUGGCCCUCUCUGCCUCAGCAGCGGUGCAUGAUGGUGACCCACUGUCUGACUCGGCUACGUGCUCCCCCUCAGUCAUCCUCAAUGCCCUGAGAGCCAGGGACAGGCAGAGGGAACAGCAGAGACCAAACUCCCUACCAACACAGACUAUUAACCAGAAACCACAACCCCUACAGAUACAGACUAAUAGCAUGUCCAUGAACCAGAGACCACCAUACCCACUACCGACAAAGCCCGAUACAUUGCCCACCAGCCAGGCCCUGAGACAAGAGCCCAGUCUCCGCAUCCCCAUCAUAACCUCUCAGGCACUCAUGCCUCAGGAAUUCUGUCAGAGAGCCAUGGAGCAAAAGAAGGUGGAGAGUGAUGGAGAGAUCACCCGACUGGUACCACCAGUGCUCUCUGCAGUUUCCAUCUCCAACCCCCUCUGUCUCACUGUGGAGGACCUCUACUUCUUACCUGACUUUUCAAUGACCUCACCCCUGGCUGCUGAGGCUCCCAGAGGUGCUGAUAAUGAGGAGGAGCUGGUUCCUCUGAGCAAGUUGACAGAGAACCCCUGUUUCAAUGGUUCAAGUAUAACUCUUAAAGACCAGGCGAUGGAACUGCCAGCCCUUGUCAUCACAAACGCUGCCGCAGGGGCACUUGUACCUUUCUCGGAUGAAGACAGUCCACCUCCAUUACCUGAGAGAACCCCUGAAUCAUAUGUACUGGCUGCUGGAACAGAGCAUCCUGAUAACAUCUCUAAACCGGAGAGGUUAGAGGUCAUCAUCCCUCCUAAUGCUGCAGCUGAAGCCCUCGGGGAGAACGGGAGUGCCCCCUCGCCUAUCCCCCCACUGCCAGAGAGAACGCCAGAAUCCUUUGUGUUGGCCAACAAUUCCGGUAGGAGCACUACUGUCUUCCCUUCCCUCUCAGUCCCUGUGGAAAUGGUGGUCCAGAAGUCAGAAGAGAGAGAGUGGUCUGGACGUUCAGUGGACACUCUGGUGGAUAAGAUGUCUUGGACGAGGAGCAAAAGCUUGAAAGUAAAAAUGACAACACUCUCAGUGUCACCUCAGGAUACAGUAUCACCUCCAGUUACAUUGCCUCCCCCGGUUAGAUAUUCUGUUCCUACUCCCUGUACAUCAGUAAACCUUCCUCCUCCCCCUCCACCUCCCUAUCCUCUGGCCCCUUCUCUCUCACCUCCAGGUAGAACCUCACUGAUUUGUGGUGGUUUUUAUUGUGAAGGCUCAGAUAAUCUGACUCCCCCUCUACCUGAGAGAACCCCAGAAUCCUUCUUCCUGGUCACUCAGGAAGUUGAUCAAAACAGUGCCCCCUGCCUGCAGAGUCAGAGCAACAGCCAGACCACAUCCACACAGCAGAGGAUCGGUACGUCCUCAGAGUGGGCAGGGAACUCCCAACCCAAAAGAUUACUGGAUGGAAUCAUGAAUCGGAGCAAGAGUGUCCACGCAAAGAGUUCACUGAAAGAGCCCCUGACUACUGUUCCUCUGGUUGCUCAAGCCGUUGUGGCUUUAGGAGGAAGUGCUGAAAUAAAGCUUCAGCAGACUGUGGACAACAGCACCUCAACCAGCACUGGGACUACUGAAGAAGAAUCAGACAAAAACAGUGGGAAGGCCUUGUCUAGAACAAAGAGCCUGAAGUUAUUCAAACUCAGACAGAAACCAAAGUCUGCCCCUCCACCAGUACCAACCCACUCUGGACCAUCUCCUCCUUAUGGUACCUCCGCCUCAUCAGUGUUCACAUUUGGAUUUGGGACUCGUUUUGGGAAGCCUAAAGGGCCAAGGAGUCAUCCUGAGACGUGGGUGUAAGACAGCCAGUCAACAAAGCUGGAUAUGUCUGGCCACUGUCCUCAGAUCACAGGGCUGGAACCCUGCAUGUGGCUACUAGCCACUCAACUGGACUAGGGAUGGUCCCAAGACAACUUUUGACAUUAUGGAGGAAGAGCAUCAUUCCAAGAAGAAUCAUGUAGCUUUCUCCCUGUUUUUCUGAGACGACAUGAACACUGUCUUGCAAACUGCUCUCACGGCCCAAUGAUCAACCUCGGAUUAGCUUUAAAUUGGAGCACCUGCUAUUCAUGACAAAUUGAUCGUACUGUAGUUAUUUAUCCGUGCCUGAAGGGAGAACUUGUGCAUCUGAAAUGUGGUGGAAGGAUGCAAUCAAUUGUAGGCAAAGGAUUGAUGGAAAGAAUGGAAGGAUGAGUUGAUGAAUGUUAAUGAGUUGAUGAAUGGCUACUUUUGGCUAUUUUGCCUGAUAAAUACAGUAAGGUACUUUGAAUAGUUGGUAGCACGUUAUUUAAUACACGUUACCAAAUAUUUUUCUAUGCUGAUGUUUAUUUGUUAUUGUUUGUAUAGGCUCCUUCUGAUCCAGACAAAAUCCAGAUCUACACCUGGACUGUACAGAGUGAUUAACUUUUUUAAAGAGUAAUAUAUUUGUGCUGGUAUUAUUUUUCAUGGUGGUGUGAGAUAAGCAGACAGGUCUGUAUUGUGCAAGCAUCACAUUCAUUGUUGUAACUUGGUGGAUGUGUUUUCUAUAUGGGCUAUAAUUUAAAAAGUAAAGAAAAUACAUAUUGCUCUAAAUUUA
This is a messenger RNA of Oncorhynchus keta (chum salmon), 3894 nucleotides long. It is a transcript of the gene ptpn22, whose product is annotated as protein tyrosine phosphatase non-receptor type 22. The record is from RefSeq and is a predicted model, not a curated record. The transcript is spliced from 24 exons. Gene Ontology annotation, cellular component: nucleus; cytoplasm. Bases 183 to 3122 code for a protein of 979 amino acids. Gene Ontology annotation, molecular function: non-membrane spanning protein tyrosine phosphatase activity. Lineage: Eukaryota; Metazoa; Chordata; Actinopteri; Salmoniformes; Salmonidae. Gene Ontology annotation, biological process: peptidyl-tyrosine dephosphorylation.